Centropristis striata (black sea bass) is the source of this 2588-nucleotide messenger RNA. RefSeq names its product arachidonate 5-lipoxygenase a (gene alox5a). Lineage: Eukaryota; Metazoa; Chordata; Actinopteri; Perciformes; Serranidae. The record is from RefSeq and is a predicted model, not a curated record. Bases 414 to 2438 code for a protein of 674 amino acids. The transcript has 14 exons. Gene Ontology annotation, molecular function: protein binding; iron ion binding; arachidonate 5-lipoxygenase activity. Gene Ontology annotation, biological process: lipid oxidation; linoleic acid metabolic process. Gene Ontology annotation, cellular component: nuclear envelope.
UACAAGAAUUUACUUUGUUUACUCUGUACGCCCUCCUGUAGUUUGCAGACAAGACAAUGGAUUUGGUGUUAACUUUCUGACAUAAGACACCUUCCCCUGCACUCACAUUCAUAUCUGGGCCACAACCAUUAUCACUGAUAACACAUCUGGGAAGAACCGUUGUAUUGUAUUGUGACUUCAUUUGUACUGUGAGGGUGGAGAUUUGUAUCCUGCACCUCCUUCUUCUGUUUGGUUACACAUUUUGUUGUUUGUGCAAGAGAAAUGGGGAGAGGUGAACAUCAGUGAAAGAGACAUUUGAACAAGAAAGGGAAACUUGCCUAAUAUCCUGAGGCGAACCUUUCUCUGGUCGUGGUAGAAUAGUUUUUCUGCAGGUUUCUUCACCUUCAGAGGGCCUUAGGACACGUGUGAGCGCCAUGCCUUCAUACACGGUGACUGUUUCCACGGGGAGCCAGUGGUUCGCAGGAACGGAUGAUUAUAUCUACAUCACACUGGUGGGCACGGAGGGAUGCAGCGAGAAGACGUUGCUGGACAAAGCUCUGUACAAUGACUUUGAGAGGGGGGCGGUGGACUCCUACAACGUGAGGGUUGGGGAGGAACUGGGUGAGAUCGUGUUGGUGAAGAUUGAGAAGAAGAAGUACUGGGUGCAGGAUGACUGGUACUGCAGGUACAUCACAGUCAAGACCCCGUCUGGAGAGUAUCUGGAGUUCCCCUGCUUCCGCUGGCUGGUGGAUGACAAGGAAGUGGUGCUGCGGGAUGGAAGAGCACAUCUGCCUCAGGAUGAUAAGACCAGCCUGGUCAAGCAGCACAGACAAAAAGAGCUGGAGAUGAGGAGAAAAACCUACAGAUGGAAGGAGUGGCAGCCCGGCUUUCCUAUGAGCAUAGAUGCAAACAGACACAGCGAUUUGCCGCGGGACAUCCAGUUUGACAGUGAGAAGGGGGUGGACUUUGUACUGAACUACAGUAAGGCAAUAGAGAACCUGUGUGUGAACAACUUCAUGCACAUGUUCCAGUCCUCCUGGAGCGACUUCAAUGACUUUGAGACGAUCUUUAUGAGAAUCAAAAACACAAUCUCAGAGUAUGUGAUGAAACACUGGAAGGAGGACUUCAUGUUUGGGUACCAGUUUCUAAACGGAUGCAACCCCGUAGUGAUCCGAAAGUGCACCAAAAUUCCUGACAAGUUUCCCGUCACAAAUGAGAUGGUUUCUGUCAGCCUGGAGAGGGAUCUGACUCUGGAAGAGGAAGUAGAGGCAGGUAACAUCUACAUAGUAGACUACGAGAUUUUAGACGGCAUCAGUGCAAACGCCACAGACCCGUGCACGCUGCAGUACGUGGCCGCUCCGAUCUGUCUGCUCUACAAGAACGCUCAGAACAAGAUCCUGCCCAUUGCCAUACAGCUUGGACAGACUCCAGGUGAAGACAGCCCCAUCUUCCUGCCCACUGAUGGUCAGUACGACUGGCUGCUGGCUAAGAUCUGGGUCCGCUCGGCUGACUUCCAGCAGCACCAGACCGUCACACACCUGCUGAGGACCCAUUUGGUAACAGAGGUGUUUGGUAUUGCCAUGUACAGACAGCUCCCUGCAGUUCACCCUGUGUAUAAGCUACUUAUCCCACACAUUCGUUUUACCAUGGCUAUCAACACCAAGGCCAGAGAGCAGCUCAUCUGUGAGUGUGGCAUCUUUGACAAGGCAAACGCCACAGGUGGAGGCGGUCACGUCCAGUUGGUUCAGCGGGCUGUUAAGAAUCUGACCUACAAGUCUCUGUGCUUCCCUGAGAUGAUCAAAUCCCGCGGCAUGGAAGACAAGAACGAGCUGCCCACCUACUUCUACAGAGACGAUGGCGAAAAGGUGUGGGAGGCUACCAUGAGUUUUGUGUCUGAUGUGGUGGGUAUUUACUACGACAGCGAUGAGACGGUGCAGGAAGACGAAGAAAUCCAGGCCUUCGUUAAGGAUGUGUGCAGCUUCGGUAUGCAGGACUUCGAUCACUGUGAGUUUCCCAAGUCCCUGAAGACACGAGAGGCGCUGAUCGAGUAUCUGACCGUCGCUGUGUUCAGUGCUUCAGCUCAACAUGCAGCCGUCAAUUUUGGACAGUAUGACUGGUGCUCCUGGAUCCCCAAUGCUCCGUCUACCAUGAGGAGGCCCCCGCCCAACAAGAAGGGCCUGGCAGAUGUGAACUACAUCAUCGAGACCCUCCCUGAUCGCGGGCGCUCCAGCUGGCACCUGGGGGCCGUCUGGGCCCUCAGCCAGUACCAGGAGGGCGAGCUGUACCUGGGCAUGUAUCCUGAUGAGCACUUCAUUGAGAAGCCAGUGAAGGCAGCCAUGAAGAAGUUCAGCAAGCAGCUGGCAGAGCUAAGCAGCUCCAUCAAGAGGAGGAACGAGGGGAAGCAUCUGCCGUACUACAACAUGUCCCCAGACAAAAUCCCAAACAGUGUCGCUGUCUGAGGUCUAAAAUCAGGUCUCUACUUAAAGGAGCAGUGUGGAGUAGAGCUAUUGGCAGAAAUAUAAUAUCCAUAACUAUGUUUUAUUGGUAUAUAAUCACCUGAAACUAAGAAUCGUGUGUUUGUUAGCUUAGAAUGAGCCCUUGAUAUAUAG